Molecule: messenger RNA, 2574 nt
Organism: Lodderomyces beijingensis
Lineage: Eukaryota; Fungi; Ascomycota; Pichiomycetes; Serinales; Debaryomycetaceae
Source: the annotation of a GenBank genome assembly
AUGAUGUCAUCAGAGCCUAGCAUUGGACUUUAUAAUCCCAUCUCAAGUCAGGGUGGUCAGUUUAGCCAUCUACAGCAAGCGCAAAGUCAGAACCAGAACCAAAACCAACUCAACUCAUCCAUUCAUGGCGGCGCCCAUCACGAGAAUCUGAAUAGCAAUGCCAAUAAUAAUCAUAAAAUCGACGAUGACAAUGUCAAUAGUCACAGUAGCCACAAUAACCACAAUAACCACAAUAACCACAAUAACCACAAUAACCACAACAACAAGAGCAGUAGCAAUGGCAACAACCAAAAUCAACAACCAAUACCGAAUAUGCCUCCCCCUGCUCCUGCUCCUGCCACUGCUCAUCCACCACCACCAGGAUUAGCACAAAAUGCAUUUCAAACCCCACAGUCUCAACCACUGCAGCAGCAGCAGCAGCAGCAGCAGCAGCAGUCUAGUCUACAUAUGAUGAAUCAACCUCACCAACAACUCCAACAACGCCCAUAUGCCAGUUUGCUCAAGAUUAGUAACUUGCCCCCAGACUUUACCAGAAGAGAAGCUACACUAAUAUUUGCAUUGGUUAUCGGGGAGAUUCUAAGUAUCGACGUUAGCGAAAACCACAUUUUUGCAUUGUUUAGAGACGUUAACACGUGCAUGGCCGCGGGCAAGUUGUUGGAUGGCCAGCGAAUAUUUGGAUUUGAGUAUCCGCCCAUAUUUGUUGAGUUUGAAAAUAACCACGCUCAAAAUGGAGCCAACUUGGCAUCUCCAACAAGCUUUGCCCAGACUCAAGCUGGUUUUAAUGCAUUGACACUAUCACCGGCGAUGAAUAAUAAUAUAUCUCCACCUAGUAGAAACCAGAAUAUCACGAGUCAUCUGCAGUUUAACUUGGCUCAACACGGUCCACAACUGCAACCUCCACCACCACCAUCAUCGCAACCAUCACAACAGCCGCAUCAACAACAUCAACCACCAGCACCAUCACAACAACAACAACAACAACAACAACAAUCUGCAUUGAGUGGAAUGGGUCCCAAUUUACAAAAUUCAAACCCAGUGGUUCCAUUUGAUGUGCUUCAAAAACGACCAUCUGCAAGUAAUCCAAGAUCAAGAUUUGUCUUUAGCGACCCCUUUUCAUCAGAACAACAACAGCAACAGCAACUUUCGCAUAUACCGCAGUCACAGCAAUUGCCCCCGCCUCCUGCUCCCCCUCUUCCUGCUCCUUCUCAUCCUUCUCAUCAUCAUCAACAACAACAACAUCCACCACGAAUGUCGAAUCCACCGCCACCACAGCAACAGUUUUCGUUGAAUUCACGGCUGUCCUUGUACGACAAUCCAUCCUUGGGUCCAAGCUCGGCAUCUUCGAGCGUGCCGCCGACAAGCGUCGACAUUUCUGAAGCCACCGGUAAAUCUAUUUUGCUCAUGGAAUCUCAAAACGAUGCAAGAGACUAUGAAAACUUGGUGCGGGAUCCCUGGUCUGGCUCCCAGCAGCAACAACAAGCACCACCAACGCAGCAUCAAGGUGCCGCCUCGGUGUCUAGCACUCAGAGUCCUCUUGCUCAUGCAAAUGCCGAAUGGUUUCCUGGAAGCAAUAACGGGUCAAAUAUCGCCUUGCUGGCACCGCCUGAUCGUCGCCGAACUUCAUCGUCAUUUUUUGCCUCUUCUCAGCAACAACAGCAACAGCAACAGCAGCAACAACCCCAACAGCAACAGCAGCAGCAACAACAACAACAGCAACAGCAACAGCAACAGCAACAACAGCAAACACAACACACAGCCUUGGGGGGCAAGCAAUUGCUUCAUGUACAAUCGCAAGCUCCCAAUGUUUCAGGUUUGAGACCCGCAACACAGGAGCAGCAAGACUACAAUAUGCACCAACAAAAUACCCCUUCUUCGGCCACAUCUCAUUUCCCACCUCCGCCUCCUACUACUGCCGCUGCCGCUGCUGCAAAACGGUCGUCUCCUCCCACGGUUCAAUCUCUGCAGCCCAAUUCGAGUCCCACGGCUAGAAGCUUUAAUUCUAGCACCACUUCCACCACCACCACCACCACCACCACCAAGGAGGCGAUUCCCGAUUUAUCGUUAUUGGCGAGAGUGCCUCCGCCAGCGAACCCCGCGGAUCAAAACCCACCGUGCAACACGCUAUACGUGGGUAAUCUCCCGCCCGAUGCCACGGAACAGGAGUUGCGCACCUUGUUUGCGCCGCAAAAGGGAUUUCGCCGCUUGUCGUUUCGCACAAAGAACCCCACGACGACCACCACGGCAUCGUCCUCGAAUGGCUCCUCGGCAGCUGGUGGGUCAAAUGGUAUAGUUGUCACUCACAACAACCACGGCCCCAUGUGCUUUGUAGAGUUUGAAGAUGUGGCGCAUGCAACACGUGCGUUGGCUGAGUUGUACGGCGCGGCGUUGCCCCGGCCUGGCGGUGUUGGCAAUGCAGCUAAAGGUGGAAUCAGACUUAGUUUUUCAAAGAACCCCUUGGGGGUGAGGGGGCCCGGCAGUGGCGUUCGCAGAACUGGGACUGCGCCUGCAUUGAGUGUUCAUCACGAAGGUGGAUCAGGCAGUGGCAGCCUGUAUGCAUAUCCAUACUCCAAAUGA